AUGGGGUCGAACCACAAAACGCCGGACGAAGUGGAUACUAGGAUGAUGGGCCAGUCAACGCUGAUAACUAAUGUGCGAAGUUCAGUGGCAGGCCCGGCGCAACCGGUUGGCGAAGCAGAUGAUACAACAUACAACAUGCGGCACCGACGACGCGGAAUCGCCGUCGUUAUCAAUCAAGUGCAGUUCAGAGGGAUGAAGCAGCGCGAAGGCAGCAACCGAGAUAGGGAUAAAAUUUGUGCUGCCUUGGAGAAGCUACACUUUCAGGUGGAGGUGUUCGAAGAUCUGUCUCGGGAGAAGUUGUUCUCCUCGCUGCAGCUCAUCGCCGACGUGGAUCACAAGCAGCAUGACUGCCUGGUGGUGGUGGUGAUGACCCACGGCUCGGAGGAUGUGCUGCACGCGAGUGAUAGCACCUACAAGGUCGACCGGCUGUGGGAGCUGUUCCUGGGCAAUGCCUGCCCCUCACUGCUCGGGAAGCCGAAGCUGUUCUUCAUCCAAGCGUGCCGAGGGGAAAAGUUCGACGAGGGUGUCUUGCUGCAGGUGGACUCGAUCGUCACGGAUACCGUGGACGCACGGGGGACUAAGGAAGGUCCACCGUCGCUACUAUACGUCAUACCUACCAUGGCCGACCUGCUGGUGAUGUACUCCACCUACAAGGGCCACUACUCGUGGCGAAAUCCAUCCAACGGUUCCUGGUUCAUUCAGUCCCUCAGCUCGGAGCUGGCCGAGAAUGGCGACCGGAUGGAGUUGCUGCAGUUGCUGACCACCGUUUCGCGCCGGGUCGCCUACGAUUACCGGUCGUACGUGCCGGACAACGCCAGGAUGGACGCGAUGAAGCAGAUGCCGUGCAUCGUGUCGAUGCUUACCAAAGCCCUCUACUUCACGCCGCACCAACCGUCGUAAGCUCUGUGAUACCUUUUGUGCGUCGAUGUUGGAGUAGCAUUUCCAAACGU
Messenger RNA from Anopheles coustani, 950 nucleotides. Its product is annotated as caspase-like. Gene Ontology annotation, cellular component: cytoplasm. The record is from RefSeq and is a predicted model, not a curated record. The transcript is spliced from 2 exons. The coding region runs from base 1 to 900 and encodes 299 amino acids. Lineage: Eukaryota; Metazoa; Arthropoda; Insecta; Diptera; Culicidae. Gene Ontology annotation, biological process: proteolysis; apoptotic process.